GGAGUUGUUUCCAAUCCUGGAAAGUAGGGACUAAGAAACCGCUUGUAUUAACUUGGAGCAGGUUCAGGACUGGACGGUGUUCAGAUCCCCGUGGUUAAUAAACAGAAAGAUUCCAGUACAAUCCAGGCGGCUGUGAAAAGGGCCAGUUAUGGAUUUGUUACGGAAAAUCGUUCUCCUCUGCACGUUCCUUGUUAUCGCCGAUUCUGUCCCGCCAACAUGCUACUCCGCUGUUUUGAGAUUGAGUAAAGGAAUCACGGAGUUAAUGGGAAGAUUAGAGACCUUCUCGAUCACGAAACGCUGCCUUGCUAACCUCCCAAAGCUCUACAUUAAUGUGCAUAACUCCUGUGUGAUGGUCAAACUUCGCGACCACCUUUAUGCUUUGGACAAUCUCAUCGCUCCCCAGUGCAGGGAGCUUAAGAGAAUUGCAUUUCUGAAACUGCGCAUCAAGCGCUUGUACAACAUGAUCAACCGAGUCUGCUACCGGGACCUUGUGUUCUUCACUGAUGAUUGCGCGGAAUUGGAACGCCCACCUCCUCCACCAGACCCCCAGGAAGACCUUUCGAAAUGAAAACUCCCGCAUUUCAGCGACCGAGUGGAUUUGCAUUGAGCCACCGGCGUCACCUGACAACAUGGUGUUCAUGUUACUUCAAUCAAAAGGGCGUGCUUUAAAUCUGUAUGUGUGGCAGAGAUAAGAGUGUUUCUGCCGAACAAUAAUUUGCUGUUUCCAUGCAAUGGGUGAAUUCGUUUUAAGUGAUUUCCUUUCUGCAAGGAAGGGGAACAGGAGUCUGUAGCGUUACCUUUCCAAUAUUCGACAUUCUACUGGUGCUGUAAUUUUCCAAAAACCGAAAUAAAAACGCGGUUAGCAAAA
Stegostoma tigrinum is the source of this 868-nucleotide messenger RNA. It is a transcript of the gene cytl1, whose product is annotated as cytokine-like protein 1. Lineage: Eukaryota; Metazoa; Chordata; Chondrichthyes; Orectolobiformes; Stegostomatidae. The transcript is spliced from 4 exons. Gene Ontology annotation, biological process: positive regulation of transcription by RNA polymerase II. The record is from RefSeq and is a predicted model, not a curated record. The coding region runs from base 149 to 568 and encodes 139 amino acids.